AUGAGGAGCGGAGCGACAAACAGUGCGAUAAAUAGGUUCGAUCGCGCUGAAGGUGCACUAUCCAGCUGUUUGAAGCGCCGGAGGCGCGGAAAACAGGCUGGUAAUAAGAUAUAUGGGCUCGUGUUUGAAUUGUUGAAACUAACUGUGACGUUUGAAAUACAAGAAACAUUUCAUUUCAAAAUGAAUGUGCGCGGACUGACAAUACAAACGGCUCAUCGGAAGGAGAUCAUGAAGGUUCUGCCAUUUUUGGAUUCGGAAUUUUUGAAAGAGUUGUACAUUUUCACUACCCCUGAUGAUAAGAACAAAGUUCUAGAAAUGGAUGAAAUUCUGAAAUUGGAUCAUUUGAAUAACUUAGAAAGUUUUGAAAUCAGUGGAUGUAUUGUUCCGGAUAACUGUGUCAUUAAAUUAGCUCAUGUACCGUAUAACGAUAUUCGAGUGGACUCAAUUAAUUCAAAGGAUAUGUUAUUUUUGAAAGAUGAAAAUUUCCGCCAGAGAUCAAAUAAUUCUUCUUUUUUCUUGUUUGCACAUUUCCGCUGCUCUUUUCUUUAUUUUUCUAUUAUUUACAUAAUUUUUCUCUUCCGCACAAAUCACAAAAAAAUCAUAGAACAUUUACAAGUACAAAAAGAGAUUUUUGAAAUUUUGGAAAUCCAAAAUUUUCAUUUUACAAUGAAUUCUCCAAGAAAUUCUAGUAUUUCUGAUAUGCCUGAAUUGAUUUUAUGCAAAAUUUUUGGAUUUUUGGAUUUCAGAGAAAUCCAAACCAUUCGAAAAGUCUCCAAAAGCCUUCGAAACUUUAUUGAUGACGUCAGACCGGAUUCGAAAAUUCUGGAAAUUUCCAUAGAAGAAAAUUCUGAAAACGAAAAUCUGGAAAUCAAAUAUAAAACCAAAUUUCAGACAUUUUUAGUGAAAUAUGAAAUUUCGGAAAAUCUGAAAAGAGCAAUUUCAGAUUUAAAUUUGAUUAUGAAAAAUCAAAAAUCAGUUUUGGAAACUUUUAUUCUUAAAAAUCUUUCGAAUUUUAGAUGUUCAGAAAUUCUGAAAACACAUAAAAUAUUGACAAUUGAAGAACUAGUUAUGGAAACUGAAAAUCAAGAGGAAAUUUUAGAAAUUUUAACAUUUUACAAAAUUUCAAAACUCCACAUUUUUAGCCUAGAAGAAUUUCCAAAAAAUUUGAAAAUUGAAAAUUUGGUGGAAUUGGAAAACUGGAAAAACCUAGAAGAGAUUUCAAUUGAAGGAUGUCAAAUUUCAAAAAAGUAUUUGGAACAUUUUUUGAAUUUUUCAAAAUUUUCUAUUGAUUUGGAGGACGUUGAAGCGGAAGAUCUCAUUUAUUUGAAAGAGAAUCUUCUCGAAUCAUCAAAAUUCCAAAAAUUCACGUUGUUCUACACCAAAUUACUCAACAUUCAGCAACUCUACGACACAUUUGGACCCCCAGAUCUUGAUCCUAAUUUUUAUGGUUUGAAUCUUCUCGAGUCUUCAAAAUUCUAUAAAUUCACAUUGUUCUACACCAAACUUCUCGACAUUCAGCAACUCUACGACACAUUUGGACCCCCAGAUCUUGAUCCUAAUUUUUAUGUUUUUGUAAAACACUGGAAAUUUCCUUUUCCAGAAGAUUCAGAUUUUCUGAAAAAAAAGAGUAUUAUGGAAUUUGAGAUGCCGAAAAUAAUGUUCAAUCGAUGUUCUGAACAAAGUGAAUUUCCAGUUUUAAAGAAAUUCAGGAAUUCAGAAAUUCGAAAAAACAAAAAAUUAAAAAAUCAAAAAAUAAGAAAUUCAGAAAUUCAGAAAUUCAGAAAUUCAGAAAUUCAGAAAUUCAGAAAUUCAGAAAUUCAGAAAUUCGGAAAUUCAGAAAUUCAGAAAUUCAGAAAUUCAGAAAUUCAGAAAUUCAGAAAUUCAGAAGUUCAGAAAUUCAGAAAUUCAGAAAUUCAGAAAUUCAGAAAUUCAGAAAUUCAGAAAUUCAGAAAUUCAGAAAUUCAGAAAUUCAGAAAUUCAGAAAUUCGGAAAUUCAGAAAUUCAGAAAUUCAGAAAUAUUCAGAAAAAUUUAUUGAACAUUUUACUGGCGGCGUUCUUGGUACACAUCAUCUUGAUAUGUUUCCCUCUUUUCAUGUACUUCUUGGCCAGUUUUAUCACUAUAAACUACCCAAUUGUAGCGGAAAUACUUUUUCUUAUGGUCCAGGAGCACGGCGCUUGCUCAGCCGUGACACUUUUGUUAACAUCUAUUAUUGA
This is a messenger RNA of Caenorhabditis briggsae, 2214 nucleotides long. Gene Ontology annotation, biological process: innate immune response. The record is from RefSeq and is a predicted model, not a curated record. Gene Ontology annotation, molecular function: protein binding. The coding region runs from base 1 to 2214 and encodes 737 amino acids. Lineage: Eukaryota; Metazoa; Nematoda; Chromadorea; Rhabditida; Rhabditidae. The transcript has 9 exons.